CCUCUCUUUUCUCCACUUCUAUCUCAGCUCUGCGAAGAAGAGAAACCAGGAAACCAAGGAUUGAUGUGUUGCUCUACUUGAUCCCCCCCCCACCAUCUCCCAUUUCUCUCACGCGCGCUCUUUCGCUCGCUCUCUCUCCUUCCGUCUCUCGCGCGCACACAAACGCGUCGCGCCACGCCAGCUCUUCCAAAAGGAAAAAACAAAACAACAAAAAAAACAACGCGUUUUCGAUAAUGUUUCAUCAUUUUUACGGGAUGACAGUUAGUGGCCGUCUCUGUGUCCUCUCGCUAUUCUCCGGCUGGCCGUAACAGAAAGCGCUGGGACUCGUCGUUUUCAUGCGGGAAGAAGAGGCUCCGGGGCACCGGGAAAGCUUCGCUCAUCUCCACCGUGUUCUUCUCCAGCCGCGAGCGGCUGCAUGACCGGUGAUGCUCGGCCUCUCUGCCUGGAUGCGCCCCUCUAUCCACGGUGUACCGUCGCUGCCGCUGCCCCGAUCCCCUGACAGCAGAUUUCCGCUGUUGCCGGAGAAAGGUCUAGGGACCACAUAUGGAAACUGGGGAUCGUAAUUUCAGAACUAAACAGGCUGUUGUUAGAUUUUUUUUCUUCUCCAAACUGUAUUUUUCUUCUCUUUCAUUUAUCUGUCCCUUUUCUUUUUUUCUUCCUUUUUUUAGAGAGAGAGGGGCAUCUCUUCCUUGUUUUUGUGCUCCAUCAUCUCUUAAGGAAUGGGCUCCAUGGCAGUCAUAUUACUUGCUGAUAUUUUGCGUUAUUUUUUCGUUUUACCCUUGUUGUUUGAUUGAUGUUUGAUUCUGCUACUUUGACUUUCUUUUAAGACAUCUAGUGCUAAUUUCCUCAUACAUCCCUGGCCCUGCCUGUCUGUCUUGCCUGCCUUCCAUCGUCCCUCUUACCCCAUAAUGUGUUAUGUUACAGCUCGGUUAUCCAAAUCAUGCUCGAGAUAAAUCUAUACAGUUUGCUUAUCCUUUUGAUCACACCAAAUUAGUCUUGUGUCAUUCUCCAUUUGUGAUCGCUGCUUCUGUUUCUUUCGGAGUUUGGGGGGGGGAGUUAUUUUGAAGGAAACCAGGCCGCCAACUGUGUUUGUCUUAACCACACUCCACCGCCACUCCCCCCUUAAUCCCUUUUCGGUAUCAAUUAAUUCAAACUGGAACUGUGUGCUUCUGGGUGCUCAUGCGUGUACAGGUGUGUGCAUGAAAGUUUGGGUCUGUAAGAAAGUCGGCGUACGCAGCAUGAGAUCGUCUUCUCGUGCCACGUACAUCAUUCCAUCACCACACCAUUAAAGCUGUGAGGACUGUAAUGUAUCUGAUGCCUUCAGUUAGCUCAGAAAGCCAAAAUUAGGUCUGAAGCAGUCAAAGUCCUCCAUUCCCCUCAUUAUCUUGGCCUUUUUCAGAGUUUGACAUUUAGAGGCCUUCAAACUCAACAAAGUAGGCCCCGAUCCCAGACCAGGUCUCUUGUGGAAUCUGCUGAAACUCGUGUUUUUAGGUCAGCCUUUUUUUAUUUCCGGAGUAGGGCAACUUACUGCCAUCAGAAGUACAGAAUUUAGAGAACUUUACCUCUUAAGGCUGUUGCCGUCAUUGCCAAAGGGUGUUUGACCCCCUUUUUGUCGGGUCAAACAGCUGGAAAUCCACCUGAAACCUUAACCGUCUUCCGAAUUUUUUAUUUUGUUUUUCGUCUUUGUGCCGGCCCCCCCCAAAAACCAACCAUACGAUUUCCCCCGAGCUCCCCUAACUCCCCCGCCCCCCCAGCCGUCCCCCGCUACCGUCGUCCGCCCGACGCAGCCCACCCCCCGCUUUCCGAGCUGGCGUGGCGACGCAAACUCACAAAUAUUUACUUCCUGUACAUCAAAAGGAAAGGGGGGACCCCUUUCGUGGAAUGUGGCAACAUGGGUGUGUUUGACCGCGGAGUUCAGAUGCUGCUGACCACAGUGGGGGCCUUUGCUGCCUUCAGCCUCAUGACCAUCGCUGUGGGGACGGACUACUGGCUGUACUCGCGCGGCGUCUGCAAGAUCAAGAGCACCAACGAGAACGAGACGAGCAAGAAGAACGAGGAGGUUAUGACGCACUCGGGCCUCUGGAGGACGUGCUGCCUAGAAGGUUCUUUUAAGGGGAUGUGUAAGCAGAUAGACCACUUCCCCGAGGAUGCGGACUAUGAGGCAGAUGCUUCAGAGUACUUCCUACGUGCCGUACGAGCCUCCAGCAUCUUCCCCAUCCUGAGUGUGAUCCUCCUCUUCAUGGGGGGGCUCUGCAUCGCCGCCAGUGAGUUCUACAAGUCACGCCACAACAUCAUCCUCAGCGCCGGCAUUCUGUUCGUCUCUGCAGGACUGAGCAACAUUAUAGGAAUCAUUGUAUAUAUAUCAGCCAACGCCGGUGACCCUUCAAAGAGUGACUCCAAGAAGAACAGCUACUCGUACGGCUGGUCCUUUUACUUUGGCGCCCUCUCCUUCAUCAUGGCCGAGAUGGUUGGUGUGCUGGCGGUGCACAUGUUCAUCGACCGCCACAGAGAGUUGCGAGUUGGCGCACGGGCCGCAGACUACCUCCAAGGGGCUGCCAUCACGCGCAUUCCGAGCUACCGUUACCGCUAUCGACGCCGCUCGCGCUCUUCGUCCCGCUCCACGGACCCCUCGCACUCUCGCGAGGCCUCGCCGGUGGGCCUGAAGGCCUUUGGGACGCUGCCUUCCACCGAGCUGUCUAUGUACACUCUGCCCAAGGGCCAAACGGGCACCCCAACAGCGACCUAUAACUCUACGGAAAGGGACCACAACUUCCUACAGGUCCACAACUGCGUUCAAAAGGACCUCAAAGACUCAGCGGCCAACCGGCGCACCACACCUGUAUGAGAAAGAGGAAGGCGGACCAUAGAUUUUGGGGGAGAGUAGCAAAUGUAAAGAAGGGCAGACAGAAUUAGACUGGAGAGGAAAAGGGGGGAUGGAGGCGAGGUUCUGAGCUCUUCAGAGGUCCUCAGAUAAUCGUUGCGCUUCUGGUUAAAAGAAAAACAAGAAAAAAACGUAAAGAAGUAAAAUUGCAUAAAAAAAAAAAAAGAAACAUGCAUGAUUUUCCCAUGAACAAUGUUUAACGAGUUUUAAACAUGUUUGAGGAGGUUGAUAAACAGGAGGGGGUGUCUGGGGUCUGUGGCUGUCUCAGGGCUGUGGAUCCAUGGAGUGGUAGGCUGGGCCAGACUGCCUUUAUCAAGGUUAUUAGGUUUUGUUUUGUUUUCUUUAAUUCCUAAUCGAAAUCUACUGGGUGCACAAUUUGCCCCUUUGGCCCAGCCUAUGAAACUGCCCUUGCACUGUCAUACCACACACCCUCUUACACACACACACACACACACACACACACAGUGUAGUCCCAUACACCCUGCCCCUUCGUUGAGUUGGCGUUUCCUCUUGAUUUUGUUCUUUAAUCGCAUUAAACUGUGAACCUACUGCGGUUUGGGAUUCAAGGAUUCAAGCAGGGAGCAAUUCAGGCUGCAUUAAAAAAAAAAAGAUACAUAAGUUACUACUGAUUAUAUAUAAAUAUAUAUAUGUUACUAUAUCAUGACUAGCCUUCCCUGGUGCAAAAAUUAUAUAUAAAAUAUCCACAAGAGAAAAAAUGUAAAGUAACGGAAGAGUUACUGUAGUAAAACUAAAAUCGUCAUGGAAACUGAAACCAAGAUGGAGGUUUCAGCAUGACUAGUUCAUCUGUUGGACUUCUGCCUAUUCAAUAGAAAUUGGUUAGUAUUAGACACAUUAUCACAUUUUGUUAUGAUAAUAAAGUAAAAUAUAUAUAUAUAAAAAACAAUUUGGAAGUCCAUUAAAAAAGAAAAAAAAAAACCCUGGCCGCCAUAUUUGUUCAGGGUUAACAGGUGAAAAGUUUACCUUUUUUUUCCGUUUGUCGUCUUUUUCUGUUUUAAUUUAUUAAUGUAUCUAUUUAUUUACUUAUUUACUUUUGGCCCCUGGAAGGGGUAGCGAGGAAAUGAACUGUGGUGGCGAGGGGAAUAAGUUUCUCUGCAAACUUGAAGACGACUGUGGACAAUGAAACGCCACUACUGCCAAAGACACAAGGUAGUGCGUGAGAGAACACAGCUACCGGCGAGCUGAAGGGAAGUGACUCCAAAAAGAAAAAAAAAAACAAAGGAAAAGAAACAGAAGUUAUCAACUUACAUGCAUGCUGAUCAAAAAAAUAAAACAAAUCAUCAAAUCUGCUUUUAAGGAAACCUAUCUUUUUGAACAAUUAGACUAUGGUACGAGUAAGGGCAGUGGAAAAAUAGAAAUAACUGUUACAGUACUGUGUCUCUUCCAUUUUUCUUCCUGUUUUAGGGGUGGGGGCUCAGGGCUUCGGAGUGGGGGCUUUACUUCGCUUGGAACAAAAACGAAACUUUGGACAAACGUAUCAAGGCUAUUUUUAAGAGAAGAAAAUCUUUGCCUUUAUUUCAUUUUGUUUUCAUGAUCUCAAGUUCAACUCAAAUACAGCCUUAGUCUUUUUUUUCUCUCUCUCUCUUUUUCUUUAUCUCAGUUCUCUUGCUUCUUUGGUUUAACAUUGUGUUGUUGUAAAUGAGAAUAUAUAUUUAAAAAAGGAAAAAAAAAGAAUAAAAAAAAAAGUCUAACAUCUUUCAGGGUGCCAAAACUGAAUGAUUCUGAACUUGGAUGCUUCAAGUCCUGAUGACGAAUAAAAAUUCACCCCUCCCCUGUAAGAACCCAAGUGAGUG
Molecule: messenger RNA, 4692 nt
Organism: Gambusia affinis (western mosquitofish)
Lineage: Eukaryota; Metazoa; Chordata; Actinopteri; Cyprinodontiformes; Poeciliidae
Product: voltage-dependent calcium channel gamma-2 subunit-like
Exons: 4
Coding region: 1892-2845 (317 amino acids)
Biological process (GO): neurotransmitter receptor internalization; postsynaptic neurotransmitter receptor diffusion trapping; transmission of nerve impulse
Cellular component (GO): postsynaptic density membrane; voltage-gated calcium channel complex; AMPA glutamate receptor complex
Molecular function (GO): channel regulator activity; voltage-gated calcium channel activity
Source: RefSeq, a predicted model, not a curated record